Molecule: messenger RNA, 18336 nt
Organism: Porites lobata
Lineage: Eukaryota; Metazoa; Cnidaria; Anthozoa; Scleractinia; Poritidae
Source: the annotation of a GenBank genome assembly
GAUCCUAAAGAGGACUUCCUUAAGUUAAAAUCGCUUUCAGGAGAAGAAAGUGGCAGAGACACGUUGACUCAGACCAGAAGAAUCAUCAGAAAUUCGGGAGGACAAGUUAGUUCCACUAAUAAUGUCGAGGAAAUAUCUGACUUUGUUAUUAACUUCUUCCUAAACCAUAUUCGCGCUCUAUUAACGCCCUUAAGAAGAAAAACACUAAUAAUACAUUAAAUUAUUCAGAGCAACAAACUGAGGCCAAAAUCAAGUUAGACGUAGAACAGGCCAACUAAAUUCCUUUGUUAACUUCGUUAACCAAGUUCGAUCCUUUUGACAUCUAAUUUAGCAUUGUAAAAAGAAUUCACAGAAACAUGAGCCUCUACUUGUGACUAGAAUAAAAAGCAGGUAUUCCUUUCCAGAAUGUUUUUCAUCGACCCUAGUUUAACUGAGACGUUUAAAGGAAGCGUAAUAAUACAGCAAUACUAAUAAUACGCAUUUAUUAACUUACAUUUUUUUAAUUAACAGAGCCUACAAUCUUCAGCUGAGUAUUCCCAAACCGUUAUGAAAACAAAAGAUGGUAGAGAUAAAGACAUUCAAGAUAAACAAGGAGUUGAAACGGAUUUCAAAUACAGAGAAGAGUCAUUUAAAGAUGCACCUACACCAAGCAACAACAUAAAAGGAAGUCAGCAGACACUAUUUCUCAGGGAAGAUGAAAAUAAGCAGAAGGCUAAAAUCACUGUUCACACAACAGAAGAGGAAAUGACAAGUAACAAAGAGCUCACGCCCGUAAGUGUUUGGUGUGGUUAUGAAAUUACGUGAUCCUUUUAUAUCUCGGGUGUCCCAAAAGUUUCGUUCCUCUAAUUUCAUGUGUUAUAACUUUUGAUCAAAACUUUAUUCUUUCAUGAAAUUUUAGAAGGUUUAAUAAUAUAACAUUAACUGUGUCAAUUUAGCCACACACAUUUUAUAAGUUACAUUUUUUAAUUAAUAGAUCCCGCAAUCUUCAGCUGAAAAUUCCCAUACCGUCAUGAAAACAGCAGAUGGUAGAAAUAACGGCAUGCUAGAUAAAAAAGAAGUUGAAACUGAUGCCAAAGACAGACAAGAGACAUUGAAAGAUACACCUAUAUCAAGGAACAGCAUAGAAGAAAGUGAGCAGACGCUAUUUCCAAGGGAAGAUGGAAAUAAGCAGAAAGCUAAAAUCACUGUUCACACAAUAGAAGAGGCAAUGACAACCAACAAAGAGUGCACGCCCGUAAGUGUUUGGUGUGGUUAUGAUAAUGAAUGAUUCUUUUGUGUACUAGACUUUUUUGGCGCUUUAGUCAUGUUCUUGCUUCCGUUUACUCUUGACUGAUAUAUUAGAUCAGAGGUCCUAAGAUAGGAAAACGUCGCUUUAUAAACAUUGAAUUCGAAUUGCUUGAAACUUUAUUGCACUUAUUCCAACCGAACUAUUUCAUUUUUUCACAUGUUGGCAAACUUCUCUGGGGUUUAAUUCGAAAAGACUGUAUCGAAGUUCAGUAAAAGAAAAACAAAGUCGUUGUCUUGUGUUGACGUUUUGGCAAAAAAACGUGAAUUUAGGCCGCAUUUUAAUUUCGCGGUAUUGCAGUGACGGCAAAGAAAUGUACAAAAAAGCAAUAAUCAAGUGCAAAGUUGUUUUUUGUCAAUCUCAGGCUAUUAGUGUUGCUUUUUUCGAGUUCUCGUUGCCGUUCCUGUCGUCGUCGUCGUAGUUGCUCAAGCUUCCUAUUCUUUACAAAAGAGUUCGCUUUGUAAAGGAGGUUAACAAGACAAAUACUUUCUUGUUCACGUCAUUUACAAAACCCCGGAAAUUGGGCUCUUAGUGACGUCGAUGCUGUUGCAAUGUACAAAAAACCGUGAUGUACGUGUUAAGUUUUUGUUUUGCUAAUCUAAGGCCCUGUCCACACUAAUGCGUUUUCAAAAGUAUGCUUUUUGUUGUCUUCGACAACUUAACGCGUCGAUUGAUUUGCGUCCUCACUACUGUUUUGAUGCGUUUUCGACUGUCCAUAUUAAGAAGUUUGAAAACGACAGACUUGCACUUUGAGAACUAACUUGAACAAUGUGCGCAUCCUACAAUCACACGCCUGCCAUAUUUCGUCUGUCUCUGAAGGCAUAGUCUAAUUUUUCUUCCACCACCCUAAAGAGGGCUUUCUUAAGUUAAAUUCGGCUUCAGGAGAAGAGAGUGGCAGAUACACGCUGACUCAGACCAGAAGAAUCAUCACAAAUUUAGGAGAACAAGUUAGUUCCACUACUAACGAGGAGGAAAUAUCUUGAGUUUCUUAUCAGCUUCUAUAUAGAUUACUUUGAAUAUUGAUCCGAUUCGAGUAACAUACUAAGGCCUAGCGAAUCAAGUUAGACGUAGAACAGGCCAACUAAAUUCCUUUGUUAACUUUGUUAACCAAGUUCGAUCGCUUCAGAUAUUUAAUUCAGCAUUGGCAAAAUAAUUCACAGAAACAUGUGACUCUGCUUGUGACUGGAAUAGAAAGCAGGUCUUCCUUUCCAGAAUGUUUUGGUACUAUUGUUUAACCUGAGAUGUUUAAAGGAAGCGUAAUAAUACAUCAUAAACUGUGUCAAUUUAGCCACACACAUUUAAUAACUUACAUUUUUUAAUCAACAGACCCUACAAUCUUCAGCUGAAAAUCUUCAAACCGUCAUGGAAAAAACAGAUGGUAGAGACAAAGACAUUCUAGAUAAACAAGGAGUUGAAACGGAUUUCAAAUACAGGGAAGAAUUAUUGAAAGAUGCACCUACACCAAGCAACAACAUAAAAGGAAGUCAGCAGACACUAUUUCUGAGGGAAGAUAAAAAUAAGCAGAAGGCUAAAAUCACUGUUCACACAACAGAAGAUUCAAUGACAACUAACAAAGAGCGCACGCCCGUAAGUGUUUGGUGUGGUUAUGAAAGUAUUUGGUCCUUUUAUAUGCAGGUUGUCCCAAAAGUUUCGUUCCUCUAAUUUCAUGUGUAUUAAUAAUAAUAAUAAUUUAAUAUUUAUAUUGCGCAAAAUACAUGUAAAUAUGAUCAAAUGCUCAUUACAUGAAAGUAAAUUAUCAACAUUAAUAAGUUAUCCAAAAUAACUAAAAAUAUUAUACAAAAAAAAACCAUGGAUCUAUAAAAAUAUAAUAUAUACAUAAUCCUAAAAAAAACCCGAAUAAAAAGCUAAUCUAAAAAAAUGGGUCUUAAGUAAACCUUUAAACCUAUUAAAAUUGGGCUCAUUUCGUAUUUGUGAUGGUAACCCAUUCCACAGGUUAGGCGCUGAAGCUAAAAAAGAACGGUCACCCAAUGUCUUUUUAGUUAAAGUUCUUGGCGUUUGAAGCAUGAUUCCCAUUGCACACGAUCUUAAAUUGUAUCUCUCUUACUCCUUUUUGCUAAUGAGUUCUUGUAGAUAUACCGGAGCUUUUCAAAACUUUAUUCUCGCAUGAAAUUUUAGAAGAUUUAAUAAUAUAACAUUAACUGUGUCAAUUUAGCCACACACAUUUUAUAACUGACAUUUUGUAAUUAACAGAUCCUGCAUUCUUCAGCUGAAAAUUUCCAAACCGUCAUGAAAACAACAGAUGGUAGAAAUAACGACAUUCUACAUAACAAAGAAGUUGAAACUGAUGCCAAAGACAGAGAAGAGACAUUGAAAGAUACACCUAUAUCAAGGAACAGCAUAAAAGAAAGUGAGCAGACACUAUUUCCAAGGGAAGACGAAAAUAAGCAGAAGGCUAAAAUCACUGUUCACACAAUAGAAGAGGCAAUGACAACCAACGAAGACGUCACGCUCGUAAGUGUUUGGUGUGGUUAUGAUAAUGCAUGAUUCUUUUGUGUACUAGACUUUUUUCGCGCUUUAGUCAUCUUCAUACUUCCCUUUACUCUUGACUAAUAUAUUGGAUCAGAGGUCCUAAGUUAGGAAAACGUCGCUUUAUAAAAUUGAAUUCGAAUUACUUCAAACUUUAUUGCACUUAUUCCAACCGAACUAUUUCAUUUUUUCAUAUGUUGGCAAAUUUCUCUGGGGUUUAAUUCGAAAAGACUGUAUCGAAGUUCAGGAAAAGAAAAACAAAGUCGUUGUCUUAUGUUGACGUUUUGGCAAAAAACGUGAACUUAAGCCGCAUUUUAAUUUCGCGGUAGUGCAGUGACGGCAAAGAAAUGUACAAAAAAGCGUGAUCAAGUGCAAAGUUGUUUUUUGUCAAUCUAAGGCUAUUAGUGUUGCUUUUUUCGAGUUCUCCUUGCCGUUCCUGUCAUCGUCGUCGUCGUCGUCGUUGCUCAAGCUCUCUUUUGUUUACAAAAGAGUUUGCUUUGUAAAGGAGGUUAACAAGACAAACAAACACCGGAAAUUUGGCUCUAGGUCACGUCGAUGUUGUUGCAAUGUACAAAAAACCGUGAUGUACGUGCUAAGUUGUUGUUUUGCCAAUCUAAGGCCCUGUCUACACUAAUGCUUUUUGAAAAGUAUGCCUUUUUGUUGUCAUCGACAACGCGUCGAUUGAUUUGCGUCCACACUACUGUUUUGAUGCGUUUUCGACUGUCCAUAUUAAGAAGUUCGAAAACGACAGAGUUGCACUUUGAGAACUAACUUGAACAAUGUGCGCAUCCUACAAUAACACGCCUGCCAUAUUUCGUCUGUCUCUGAAGGCGUAUUCUAAUUUUUCUUCCAGCACCCUAAAGAGGGCUUUCUUAAGUUAAAUUCGGCUUCAGGAGAAGAGAGUCACAGAUACAUGGUGACUCAGACUAGAAGAAUCAUCACAAAUUUAGGAGUACAAGUUAGUUCCACCACUAAUGAGGAGGAAAUAUUCUAAAUUUCCUAUCAGCUCUCUAUAUAGACCAGAUUCGAGUAACAUACUAAGGCCUAACGAAUCAAGUUAGACGUAGAACAGGCCAACUGAAUUCCAUUGUUAACUUCGUUAACCAAGUUCAAUCCCUUUGAUAUUUAAUUCAGCAUUGGGAAAAUAAUUUACACAAACAUGUGCCUCUGCUUGUGGGUGGAAUAAAAAGCAGGUCUUCCUUUCCAGAACAUUUUGGUACUAUUGUUUAACCUGAGAUGUUUAAAGGAAGCGUGAUAAUACAUCAUAAACUGUGUCAAUUUAGCCACAUACAUUUAAUAACUUACACUUUUUAAUCAACAGACCCUACAAUCUUCAGCCGAAAAUGUUGAAACCGUGAUGGAAGCAACAGAUGGUAGAGAUAAAGACAUUCUAGAUAAACUAGGAGUUGAAACGGAUUUCAAAUACAGAGAAGAGUCAUUUAAAGAUGCACCUACACCAAGCAACAACAUAAAAGGAAGUCAGCAGACACUAUUUCCAAGGGAAGAUGAAAAUAAGCAGAUGACUAAAAUCACUGUUCACACAACAGAAGAGGCAAUGACAACUAACAAAGAGCGCACGCCCGUAAGUGUUUGGUGUGGUUAUGAAAAUACGUUAUCCUUUUAUAUACAGGGUGUCCCAAAAGUUUCGUUCCUCUAAUUUCAUGUGUUAUAACUUGUGAUCAAAACUUUAUUCUUGCAUCAAAAUUUUAGAAGGUUUAAUAAUAUCACAUUAACUGUGUCAAUUUACCUACACACAUUUUAUAACUUACAUUUUCUAAUUAAUAGAUCCUGCAAUCUUCAGCUGAAAAUUCCCAAAACGUAAGGAAAACAACAGAUGGUAGGGGUAAAGACAUUCUAGAUAAACAAGGAGUUGAAACUGAAGCUAAAGACAGAGAAGAGACAUUGAAAGAUACGUCUGUAUCAAGGAACAGCAUAAAUGAAAGUCAGCAGACACUAUUUCCGAGGGAAGAUGAAAAUAAGCAGAAGGCUAAAAUCACUGUUCACACAAUAGAAGAGGCAAUGACAACUAACAAAGAGCGCACACCCGUAAGUGUUUGGUGUGCUUAUGAUCAUGCGUGAUCCCUUUGUACACUAGACUUUUUUGACGCUUUUGUCAUGUUGUUACUUCCCUUUACUUUUGACUGGUAUCUUGUCGUAGACGUCCUAACUUUGCAAUAGAGAGCUUAAGCAACAACGACGGCAUUAGUUACGAUUACUCCACUUCAUUAAAAGUGAAUUCGAUUUGCUACAAACUUUAUCGCACUUAUUCCAACCCAACUCCUUCAUUUCGUCAAAUGUUGGCAAAUUUGUUCUGGGGUUUAAUUUUAAAAGACUUUAUUGAAGUUCACGAAAAGAAAAACAAAGUCGUUUCUUGUGUGUUCGCGUUUUCCGCGAACGUGAUCUUAGGCCGCAUUUUGACGUCGCAGUCUUGCAGUGAUGGCAAAGAAAUGUACAAAAAAGCGUGAUGCACGUGGAAAGUCGUUUUUUGCCAAUCUAAGCCUAUUAGUAUUGCUUUUUUACCGUUCUCGUUGUCGUUACCGUCGUCGUCGUCGUUGCUUAAGCCCUCUAUUGUUCAUAAACGUGUUUGCUUUGUUUCCAAGCGAUGCUUUUUUCGACUUAGAACGCUCGGAGUAUAAGUGUGGCCCGGAAGGCACCAACGCUUCGAAAUGUAUGCGUUUUCAAACGAAAACGUAUUAGUGUGGACGGGUCCUAAACCUAUUACUUUAUUGACGUUUUUGUUGCCGUCACCGUCGUCGUUGCUUAAUCCAGUUCCAGGACUAUUUUUCAUUCUCUCCUGGAUAGUUUAAGAUUGCGAAGUCAAGAAAAAAAAGUGGGGUGAAAAAUCAGAAACUUGCCUAUUGUCAGCAAGUUAGCUUGAUAUAGACUGCAAGCAGUCUUGAGUUUGCGUUGAUGGAGAAUGAGAGUACUUGCACGGUACUAAUUGUUGUUAUAUUAUUAACCUCAGUUACUUUCGGAGCGUUUCCCAUAACAGAGCUCAGCCGCGCCGCGGAUAGGUUUCUGUGCCUAUGUGAACGGUUAUUCAUACGAGCUGAUAAUAACCUGUCCGGUAUAGUGUAUAAAGACAUCACAUUAGUCUCUGGUCGAGGGAUAACAACAUUUGGAUUUGUGAGUGAAUAUGCCUAAGCCGCGUCCGCUAACACCUAUUUCAUUUUUUCUUCCUUUAAGACACUGUAGUUCCACCUUAAUUUACAUUAAAACAUGUACAGCUAGUGCUAAGGGAAGAUAAUAUUACACGUAUUUUAAUGAUUAACGACUAAUGUGAGCAAUGAACUGAAGACAAGGCCAGCGACCUUUCGUUUUUGUAAUAACAUGCUUAACAUCUCUCAGGUUAACACCUCGCUGCAUGCGCUCUUAAUUUCUUUCAUUAGGUACAGAGAACAUCACUAAGUGGUACAAGAGAUGUUCGGUUAAUUUCAGCGGAAAGAUUCUCCAGCGGCAAGGGCACGGCACGUGAAGCACAGCCUGCUAACCAUGACUCUUCGUAUUCCCUCACUGAUAAAGAUGGCAGCCCUGGCACUGGAGUUAGCCCCAGCAUUGAUCAUUCAACCUCUGCAAGGUAAGUGAAAAAAAUUGACUUCGGCUUAUUUGGAUAUUUUAAAUCGCUGCUCAGUGACCUUUGUAACUCUAUCGCUUUAUGGUUGAAUUAUAUUUGUUUUCAUCAGAUGCUUUUUUUAUCAUCUGUUUUUUUAGUUAUUGAUUUACAUUUCUCCAUUUUUCUAUUUAUUCAUUUAUUUAUACAAUCAUUAGAUGUUUUGUUACAAUAUUUUUGGGCACAAUCGUUACUCUAGAGCGAAUCAGGUGAUUCCGGACUCGUUAAUGUAUUCUCUCAAAUACUAGAGAUUAAAACAACAGCUUUUUUUUCUUUUUUUCUGAUUCUCCGAUCGUUCAAUGUGAUGUCGUUGAUAACGACGAUGAUCAUAAUUAUCGUAAAACCUUAUUUACUUCAUUGGAUAAAUCCAAUGGAAAGGGUUUACAGGAACAGUUGUGCUACCUAAAUAUUUAUCAACUUAGGUCGGAUAAAAGUCAUAAAACAGGACCAAAUUUUAAUGCUGUGCUGACAAAGAGCAAGAGCAGUUUUCUCUCAAUAUUACUCUUUUUGUCCAUAUAAUUAAAGAGGCAGCACUGUCAGGGUUCCUGCAUAGAAUUAGCCUCAUUUAAAAAAACCUUUGUUAGACCAGACAUCACAUUCUUAAGUGUAAUCGCCGUGUACUAUUUGGCUGAAACAACACUAUUAACAUAGUAGCAUUCAAAUGCGAGUUUCCCGGCCAAAUUUAAUAAAUGUGGCAUUGUUUAUUAAAUUUCUGGUUAAGAGUGGGGAACUCGAGUUCGUAAAAGUGACAAAUGACGAGGAAAUUUUUCACCUACAAAAGCGGCUGAAAAAUUCCAUUGAGAAGGCCAGUUAUGACACAAGCGCAGAUCCUCUUCUUGAGUAACUCAACUGGAAACGGUUGGAUACUCAGCGACAAAUACAAGUGGCCACCAUGGUCUAUAAAUCUAUACAUGGUCUUGCGCCCGACUAUCUUGGUUCUCUUUUCACUAAAUAUAAUCCACCUUAUAAUUUAAGGAACUCUGAAAACAAACUAGCUGUUCCAUUGCCCCGCACCAAUUUCUUGAAAAAUAGCUUUAGCUAUAAUGGUGCGGUUAUCUGGAACAGCUUGUCCCCUGAAUUGCGGCAAGCAAAAUCACUUAAAUCUUUUCGAAAUGGUUGUCGCGAUUUCUUUGACUGAAUCGAUAAAACGCACACGGCAUCUAUGUAAAGCAGAAUUUCUUUAUUUUCUCUAUUUUUACUAUUUAAAUUUUUAGAUCAUGUUUAUAUAGAUUAAAGUAGAUUGUAAUUUUUCUUCUUAUUAUUAUUUUAUCUGAUAGAUUUACCGUGUUUAAAUAAAAAUAAAGUUCAAGUUCAAGUUCAAGUUCCACAUUGAUGAGUCUCGGCAUCUUUAGAGAGCAAAAACAUCCGCUGCAUGACAAAGACUCAAAGUUUGAAACUCAAAUCCAAUGUCAUUUUGUCCUCGUGAGCUAUCAUUCAGUUAUACUUUUUACAUGCAUGACUAAAAUUGAGAUAAAUUUGGAAAUAAAACGAGAUAAUAGUGGGUAAAACAAGGUAUGCUUCUCUUUUCGCACCAUCACAAGCAAACUAAUCGAAACUUCCGAUUCCUAACCAGUAAAGUUUGAGUACUAGCAUUUUGUAUGAUUAUUUUAUUUUAAUUAACUGGUAACUGGUAGCAAAGUGUAUAUCUGGUUUAUCUGUUUGUUUAAGUCUGACCGCAUCAUGUUUCAAACAUUGAUUCAAAAAUAUGGUUCAGCUAAACUGGUUUAAAGGACGGCGUUCUCCAAAAGCCAAAUGGUACUUCGAGUUUACUAAUCUACAAAAGCGAAAAUUAUCGUAAUGUUCGCUUUAUUAUCUCAGAUUUCCGAUGGCUUAAGCUAUCGAAAAAGGGUCGAAGAAAAUGUAGUUACUUUUAAACAUUUUUGUUUUUCUUCCGAGUCGCCUGUGUCACUGACUGAAAAUCAUCUUUCUCACUUUAAAACAUGUUUGAAAAAAGCACUUUGGGCUACUGAACGUAGAAAGUAGCGCAGCUGUUAUACAUUGCUACUCUCCGAUAUUCACAGGGUGUUUCAAAAGUUCGUUCCGAUUUUUUCUUUGCUCAAAUUUCACUGAUUAUUAAAAAUACCUUUUGCAAAACUUAGUAUGUUAUUCAUUAUUCAUUUAACAUUGAAUAACCGAAAUAUCGCUAACCAGAAUGUCCUUCUUUGUGUUUUCUGACAUUUUCUAAGUGGUGAAGUAUAGAAUGUACGAGCUCCCAAAGUGUGUCUAAAGACACACUUUUCCAGGCGAAGCAUAGUCACUGCCUUAGCUCGUCGAGUUAUUUGGGGGCUGGUUCUUUGUAUGUUAACUAGUCAACGAUAAUUUAGAUGGUCUCCAGAGGGUUCACAUCACGUGAGUUCGCUAGCCGGUCGCCCUUUGCUAUAAAGUUUCCAAAUCCUUCUGACAUCAUGUCUGCAUGUGCGCCGCCUUUUUCUCUUCAAGGCAAGGCUUUCCAACCUUUGAUGGUCAUAUAUUUUCAUACCGUUGUGCUCGAAACCUUGAUAUUGGGAAUUUGAAGUUUUUUUUUUUACCUUUGUGUCGUGUAGAUGUAUUACGCAUAUACUUACAGUUUUUUCGAUAACAUUUCUCACACAUUGAAAAAAAGACGGCCAUACACUCCUUGUUUUGUCUUCUAAAGUCUUUACUUUCGACCACUUGUUCACUUUUAUCAUUCAGACUUUAGUCAAAAGUUUAACAAUUUCUUUGACUGAAUGGCCAUAGAACCAAAAAAAAUAGAUGCCUCAGCUGUAGGGCAAACAGUGUAGGCCUUCAUUUUCGUGACAGAGUGAAGAAAAUUAAAGACAACGGAAAAAAGACGAAAAUAGAAAACCUAAAAAAUGGGUAAGAAAAAUAUGACGGGAAAAACCUCGCGUACGUGCACAUUUGGGGCAAAACUUCAAAAAUAUUAUAAUUUCUUCAAAUUUUAGUUUGAAAUUGCUUUGAACGGUUAUUUGGAUAAAUGUCUUACCUGAAUCAGUUUACAUUUGCCUAAAGGAGCAUUAAAUGCUUUGCGCAAAAUACAAUUUACAAUCGGAACGAACUUUUGAAACACCCUGUAUAAGUGCUCCCUUUAAUCUAAUCACUAAUGAACUGACACAUGCACUGAUCUACUAACACAUACCGGUGAAGACAAGGAAAUUGUUGAGCGGGACAUGUCUUUACAACAUUCUCCCUCUUUAGCACUGAGUGCAACACACCGAAAAUUGUGUGUUCUAUGGUCAUUGGGACGAUCAGGAUCAGGAUCGACCAUCCUAGAUCACUCAGAUCAUGGUACAUCAAAUGAAUCAAUCAGUCCUUUCCCAGGGUGGAUUCAUCUGUUCCUUUGAUGUGAUGCCUAUCCAGAUCUUUCCAAUAGGACAUAAAUUCAAACCCGUUGAAUUUCAUGUAAAUUGUUUCUGGAACAGAAUUUUCUCCGUGUAUUGUCUAUAGGGUACUUCGACUUGUCCGGCCUCAACAAUAUUGACUGGAUUGUCUCCAAGUAUGUCCCGGUGUCUUAGUUCGUAAGAAGAUCUGAGUCACGUUGUUUCGUCUUUUUUUCUGAUUUUAUAUACAUUUCUGUUCUGGUGGGUUGUCAACAGGUCCAAUGAGUUAGUGGAUUAUCUAAAGAAGAAGUUUGAUACCGUGGAUCAAAGCCUAUCUGAUUUGGAAUGCAGUGUUAAGCACUCAGCCAAGAAUUUCAUGGACUUGAAAUCCACUAAGAAUGCUUUGGAUGAGUACAAGGUAACAAAGCAUCUUUUCUUCCAAUGGAAGAUUAAGAUACCCCCACCCCUCCCGCUCCCUUAAUAUUAGGUGAAUUUUGUAUACCUUUUUCAAAAGUGACCUUUUUUGCAGAUGUGAUUUCAAGUUAUGUAAAUUGUAUGUCCUCUAUUUCUUUUUUUUAAAAUAACCUAUCAUCAUUCAAUUUUGCAGUUACCAUGCGACAUAUUUUCAACUUAUUGUCUAAAGAAAGUGUGGCACCUGGAUUUUGCGCAAAAAAGCACCGAAAUCAUCUGUUUUUCACCGAUAUUUCUAUAAGGAUACUCGUCUUUAGUAAUAACUCCAUUUGAUAGAUACGUAUUUAGACUACAGGCUAAUGUGUUCUGUGCCCAUUCGCUAUAGAUGUCACCAAGGCAGCAUUCACACUUGCUACCCGGCCACAGUGCACUAAUGUGAACACACUUUUUUUUUAAGUACCUACGCUAGAAUUCGGGCACGGUGCCGGUGCCUAAGUUAAGAUUGAUCCCUUGUACUCAGAGGCAAAAAGUGAGCACCGGUAACUUGUGUGCACAUUUUUUUUGUACUUUUGAGGCAGUCCACUGCUUUGUACUCGCUGCUAAGAUUACGUCUCAAAAAUGGCGUUUAACUGGAAAUAACUAUGUACACAGUUACAUAUCGGGUACUCAGGGUGUGAACACAACACCAUUUUGUACCUGUACCCAGGCACUGGUUCCCGGGCACCAAGUGCGGACAGGCCCAUAGAAGCUGGAUAAUUUUCUUUUUAUCUGAUUCGUAUCUCAGGAGGUACUCAACCAUUUUACGUCAGUAGAAUCUGACACAUAUCAUGUUCUUGAUGAAGGAAGACAAUUGAUAAAAGACGCACGCUUUGACAGAGCACAUGGGGAAUACUUUCAUGAUAGAAUUGAAGUAACAGCCAUAAGGAUCAGAACUAUUAAGGAAGAUAUUAACAGAGAGCAUCAAAGGUAUGCCCUAUGUUCACUGCUUCUUAAGAGCCUUUUGUAUCACACGUGUUGUAAUCAUCUCUGAUAAUUCCAUCGUCGUUUCUUAGAAAUGAGUUCAAUAGUUUUUUUGUUUCAGGAUAUGACUUGUCUUCUUGCAGAUGGCACUUAACUAGAGUAUUAAACAAGUAACACAAUUUUUCUUCUCUUGUUUUUCAGGUUGUUUGAUCUAUAUCUUAUUUUGCUAAGACAGCACUUGGAACGGAUGAAUGAUUGGCUAUUGCCAGCUGAGUCUCGAAUAUCAUUGGAUGAUGUGAUAGAACCAACCUAUAAGAGAGUGCAACAGCAAGUCUGGGAGCAUCAGGUACAUGCAUGUGUGAUUACUACAUAGGCGGUAAGGGAGAACAUGCAUGGUUAAAGGCCAUCACGUAAUGCCCAAUUAAGACGAAGUACGUGAUAUUCAUUCACUAAGUGAUCCAAUUCUCAUACACUUGAAAGUGGCUUGCUCACAACUCACUUGUUUGAAAAUAAAGGAUACAGUGGUCUUCGCAUUAUGUACUGCAUAGCAGUGAAACGUUUACUUUCACCAGGAUUAAUUGAAUUAUUAAAAAUAACAUAAGCCUUUGUCAUCUGAGACUCUUGCUAUUAAAUAUCUGAGAUAUCUCUAAUUAAAAUCUCUCUGAUAUUGAUAUAAAUGUCUGUAAUAUGAAACUCACCAGUACAUUUCUAUAAACCUGUAGAGUGUAGUAAAUUUGUUUAUGAAGCUCCAGUUGAACGGUCAAUUUUCUUAGAAAAAGACGCCGUUGAACCGGCGAAGUGUCUCCAUCCAGGACGUUUGUGUCCCAAAAAAGGCAAGAAAAUGAUUGAAGAUCAAAAGGGGGCCAAUUUUACAAUGUGGCCGUACGUGUCUUAAAGUUGUCCGUUAAUAGGGAAUUGACUGUGUGCUGCAGUUAUAUUAUUAUAAGUUGGCUAUAAAAUGGCUGCACAAAUUUCAUGUUUCUGCACUGCUGUUCUGUAGGUUUUUCAAGAAGAACUGUCAAAUUACUCCAUGGCAAACGUGAUACUGGAUAUGGACUUGGAACACCCAGCUUUGGAUGAAAACACAAGGGACUGGGUCAAGGUAUUUUCAACAUAAAAAAGCUGUAUUGUUAGACCACAUUCCACCCCUCCCCCCCUCCCUUCUCCCCCUGAGUACAUUCAAUACAGUGGGCUAUACGGGAAAAAUCCGCCCUACAGGAGUUCCUUUUUCAGGCUUCAGGUAUAUGAGGAUUCAUUAGUAUAAAGGAAAGAAAUUUUGUAAAUUUGGUCUAUAUAAAGGAAUAACAUGUGCAUUUUACGGCUGUGAAUAACUCGAGUCUAGUGACAUCUUAAAGAGGGUAAAUUUACAGCGCUUAAGGUAUGCGAAAGGAGUAUCAUUUGUCAAUAGAAGGUGUACAUAGGAAAGGGCAGAUACCCUUUCCGCCAAAAAUGAAGUAUCACAGGGUGAGGUGUUGGACCUCAGGGCGUAGCCCCCUCUUAUGAAACUUUGUUGAGUACCCGCCACGUUUGAAACACUAUUUCACAAGCAGGUUUAUAACUACAGGUAUUAAGCGAGCGUUGGGCGGCUGUGUGGAACUGGGCGGAAGAGUGGAAGGAGAAGCUCAACCAGGCUCUUAUUGUUUGGCAAAAUUUACGUGAAGAAGAGGCUGCAUUGCUUUCCUGGCUUGCAAGCAAAGAACAAACCUUUGAGUUAAUUGGAGAAACAGAUAUCACCAAUGAAGAACAAGUUACGAUGCAUUUAAACCUGUUCGAGGUAAGAACAUUUCAUUUUGGUUAUCUGUAAUCUUUAUCGAUUCUCGACCCUUCACAUGAAAAACCCAAAGUCAUUUUUCUUUUCGUGUCCUCUUCUUGAGGCCGAGUGAAAUAGUCUUCGUUUAAAGAACCAAGAACUGAUUUCAGAAUUGUUUAUGCCUUUAAAAAAACUUGGAUGAUUUUACAUUUGGGGUGACCAUCAAAAACUUUUCAUGAAAAGAGGUUAUUUGUGGAAUAAAAGUCGAAUGCCUUUGUUCACGUCAUUAUGAAUAACAACAAAAUAAUGUUAAAAUCUAUAAAAAGUGGUUCCACACUUAAAAAGCUAGAUGUUGCCAGUUUUUAAGAACGAUUAUCAACAAUCUUUAAUAUAAUUCAUUUUCGCCAGUUAGAGGACGUUUCCACAGCCCCAGGUUAUAAGUAAUUGUUAAAAAUUUUAAGUGCGACGGAACAGUGUUGCCUGAUUUAGGGUUCACUUAACUAGCAGACUGAAAUUGGCGCGUCUAAUGCGUCCCUCUUCACUUUGUCUCUCAGACAAUGGAAAAAGAAAUGGAAAGCCGACAAGAGGAACGAUUAGACUCAUUGCGUGAGACCGGAGAAAAGCUGAUCAAAGACGCUGAGUACCAUGAUGCGACAGCUAAGGGGAUCCGUGACCAGGUGAAUGACUUGUGCACUUGCUGGAAGGACAUCACUGAAUCGAUUAAGGAAAGGAAAGCAAUGGUAAGUGAUGUGAUUGGCCAUUAUAAAGUAACCGCAGAAUUAUCCUUUUUGUCAUGCACAUCAUCAUCAUCAUCAUCAUCAUCAUCAUCAUCGUCAUCAACGUUAUCAUCAUCGUGAAGUCGAUCUGGAUCUGCCUUUAAUUUUUACGAGCAUCCUUCACGUUUUCUUAUCCAACCGACAGUCGAUGAAUGUUCUUACUACCGUGUGGCACGAAAGCGGAAGCCUAUUUUUGAUACGAGGAUUGGCGAUUGGCGUGAUUUUUUGUGUUUUGCGGGAACUAAGUUUUGCGAUUAGGUAAGAUUGGUUUUUCUUACUGGAAGCUGGUUUUUUUGCGAAAGAAAGAAAGUCCCGGACAAAUCAUUGAUAAUAUUUUCGUCCAGUUUUAUUGAUUACGUGCAAUGGAAAUACAUAUUUUAAAACAACACUACGUUUUGCGUACCUUAUGUAAAACCAAUAAAAUAGACUACUUUUCUUUGUCGUUCGAUUACAAAAACGAACAGGCACGACUACUUUAUUUGCAUUGUGCUUUUGUGUAGCGUAUUUAAGUUAGAGGAUAUUUGCUCUGGAGUAAAUUUUUGCUCGAAAAAUCUUUGCGGUAAUUUUUUUUUUUUUUCGCGGGAAUUUAUUUUGCGGAUCGGUGGAAAAAUCGCAAGCACCGCAAAUAUUAGAACCCGUAAAAAUUUUGUGCCACGCUGUAAUUUUGUGCCACGCUGUUUUUAUGCUAUUUAACGGUCAAACGGAACAUAACUUAAACAUUUCGGGUAGCUAUGCAGCAAUAGCCGGCAAACUUGCAGUGCUCAAACGACCGUAAAAAAACGUUCUGAUGCCCUGUUUCAAAAUGAUUGCGUCCAGAGCAAUACUGUAUUGAGCUUAAGCGAGGCAUUAUGGAUUGGUUUUCAUACAGAGUAAAUAAUAUAAGUCGAAAGCAUAAUCUCGGAACUAUGACUAGAUUGCUGUUUUCAGUUUGCUUGCUUGUUUUUUUUGUUUGUCUGUUCGUUUUUGUUGUUGUUAUCGUUUUGUUCGUUGUUGUUGAAACCACAGGGCGUCCACACAAUCUGUUUGUGUGAUCGAUUCUUAUUUAUAGUAAAUGCCUUGGAUUUACCGUUUGCUUCCUAGCUCUUCCUCUAUAGCGAUAUAUCGCUAAACAUGUGUAUAGAUCAAUGUUAAAUAAAUGUUGUGUUGCCUUACCUCCGGUAUAUUGUCGCCCUUUUCACUCAAAAGAGCUGUUUUGAGAGAUUUGGAAGGAUUUUGAGUUCGCCGUUUACUGUUCCUCUGAGGCAAAAGGACGACAUUAUUUUAAAUUCUAUUUCAUUAACUUGGCAAAACAAUAAGAUAAGUGACACUACCAAAAAACAACAACAACAACAACAACAAAAUGUACAUAUAAUCACAGGAGUACAGGCGGGGACACUGCAACGGCGAGCGCCAAUUACAAAAAAUCAAAAACUAAUCUAAAAACAACAGGUGAUGUUAGAUAGUAUUGCAGUUUUUACAUUUUUCUUAGCGAUCUGUGUCUUGGGCCCGCGGUAAUACCAUACGCAAGGUAAUAUAACGUUUAUUUAAGAUUAACCUAUAUGCAUAUUUAGUGGUAUAUCGCCAUAGAUGAAGCAAACCGAAAAUCCCUUACAUUUACUAUUAAAUUACAACCGGUUACACGGGCGCCCUGUGUUCAAACAUGGACUAUUUUUUGUAUUCUAGCUUCUGGAAUCCCAAAACAAGGUGAAAAGAAUGGGAAUUUUAAUGAAAGAAGUCAGAGCUUGGUUGGACGAGGCAGAAAAAUUCAUCAAGCUCGCUAGUUUGCAAGAGGAUCCACAAAAAGAAACCGAGAUACAAGAAAAGAUUGAGGUCAGAACAAAGAGCUAUAAAAUAAGCUGACAUUAUUUUCAGUUACAGAUUACAACUGCAUCCAGUUUUUGCGUUAAGGUAGAAUAACGCAACUAAAACGAAUAAUUCAUAAAGAAGAAAAUUAAAAGAAAUUCAUGUUUAAUGAGUGUCUUUGUAUCUGAUAAAGACAAAGCUAAACUUUAAGUCCAAUUUUUUAGACCAAAAUAACCCAAAAUCUAAAUAUUAGUGUAACAAUGAGAUUUUGAAGCCGUUCAAUGAACUCGCAGUCGUUAUUAUCAGGUCUAAAAACACUCGGCUUCGCAUGGAAUUUAUAACCCUGAUUAUACACCCCUGCUCGUUUUUGAAACAGUACUUGAAAACAGCAAUACCAUCACCGGGGGUACAAAUCUUUGCUUCUAGUGGAUUUGCACGUGGCUAAUCUCGCUAGAACAGUGACUCCAAUUGAAUAGCCAAAAAGAAACAAAACAAAUCAAAUAUACCAAUAUAUAUAUAAACAAAUCCAGGUAAUUCACCGUUGGAUCCAGAACAGUGCUCAACAAUUAAGGAGCGGUUUAACAGUAAAUAGACUACUCAAUAUGAGCACAUAUGGAUUUUAAUACAGGUCUGUUUCGUAGACCAACAAAAAGUUGAUCCACUCAUCAGUUAAACCCCAUGCACACAGAAGCAUCACAACGGUUAACACAGCAACAUGAUCGCGUGACAUAUUUUUGCGGUUGUCAUGACAGAGGCGUUAGGGGUUCAACUGAUGAGUGGAUCAACUUUUUGUUGGUCUACGAAACAGACCUGUAUUAAAAUCCAUAUGUGCUCAUAUUGAGUAGUCUAUUUAUAUAUAUAUGUGCUCAUAUUGAGUAGUCUACAUCUAAAGUUAACGCUUCAUUAACGCGAAUUUCAUUUAAGUUGUGUUAAUUUCUUGAAACGUUAAUUUUCGCGCCUUUAAUUAAGUGGAGAGUUAUUCCCGCAACCUUUGUAUUCAUUAUUUUGAAUACACUUCUGACAUUCUUGACGCCUAAGAAAGAGAAGUAUUCUAUCAGGGUGGAGAUCCACCAUUAACAGUGAAACAUUGAAGAAGAACCCUUGAAGUGGCCAGAUUUAAUCCCUGGACCCCCUUUGGUACGUUUAAGGAAAUUACUGCGAACAUAGUUUCCAUUUCAGAUUAUACCUUUAACUUUGUUUCUCUUGUCUCGAAGUUUUGUUUCUUUGCGAGCCUUCCGUUAAUUUUGCGUGUUUUUUUUUCUUGUUGUUGUUGUUGUUACCCUCCCUUUCGCAUUAAAUUCUUUAUAAUUAUGAAAGUCGCUUUCCACUAGAUUCGCCUCAAUUCCAGUCGCGUUAAUUUCCAAGACCUUAAUUUCAUAAAGCGUUAAUUUCCUAUAAUAAGGUACAAGGUCUACCUAGACUGCUCCGCAGACGAAAGUAAACUUCUGGUUAAGUAUAUGUCUGCGAAAUAGCGCCAAAAUCCUCGUUCUGGGCCUCCACCCAAAUAUCAAAAUUUGAGAGCCCGCCAUGACUGGCCUGUUAAAAAUCUUGUUGUCGAUUUGUCGGUCAAGGAAAUUCGAAACGCAUUUGCGGUAAUUCGUUGAGUCCGAAAAGGCUCUGCUUCGCAGAUGUUACUAACCGGAGUUGGAUUACGUUUGGGACAAAUGCUAGGUACACCGUAUGUGAACAUUCUCUGAUCUAUUAUUUAAAAUAGAUUUAUUUUUAGUUGCUCAUUUACCUUGUUAAUACCGCAAAUACAUUUUUUAUUAUCAUCUCUGCAGAUUGAAUGCAAAGAAAGAGAAAAAAAUCAGCCUAAGGUUGACGAAGUCAAAAGGCUGGAAGACUUGCUCAGCAGUGAAAUCGACAAAAAGUCAAAUUAUUAUUUGAAAAGAGUCACCAAGCCGUUCUACAAGAGGUGGAAUGACGCUAGUAUGGCCCUUAACAGAUAUCGCAAUGAAGACUACCCGUUUGUCAAA